CUCAACGAAGUGAGUCUGAGGGAUCCAUCUACUUACUUUGCCAAAUAUGUUUACAAAUAACAAAAGAAGGGGCGCAUCAGUAAUAAAAAGUUAUACUUUGGUUUGAUCAUUAAACACACUCCAAAGUAAGUCAUUUCGUUCUCUCCCCUCAACCCUAGUCUAAAGGAAUGAAGAGUCUAGAGCUUUGUCUUGCUUGGUCUCAAUAGCAACGCAAGUGGUUCACCCACCGAAUCUGGCAACGAUCCAGAGUUCUACUCAAUUUUAACACAGGAGAUUUCGAUGGGAUUCAGCCCCUCCUGAUUUCUACUUCAUAUAUUCUUUGCUUUGCAUUUUUCUCAGUAAACUUGCUUCUUGCAUCGUUGGAAGCAAAAAAAAGGGUGCUGUGAAAGGAAUGCCCUUUAUCGAUCCUUGUUUACUGAAGGCAUUUGGAGAUAUUAGAGCGCAAUGUUUCAGCUGUUGUUCCUCGUUCUCUUCGCGGAGGGAGCAGUGACACUCAUUUUGAUGUGGAAGAUCGGGCCACUGCGGGAGCUGGCAAUGAGGAGCUUGGACCAGCUGAAAAUAGGCAAAGGACCAGCGACAGUGAAGACAUUGGCAUGCACGAUGUCAAUGAUUUUUGUAUCGAGUGUAACUAGCAUUCUUAAGAUCCAGAACAGGGGGGCAAAGCUGGGAACAGUCACUCCAAUGGAUCAAGUAUUGUGGAGGACUCACUUAAUAGAAGCCUCGCUCAUUGGCUAUUCUCUGUUUCUUGCUCUGGUGAUUGAUCGUAUGCAUCACUACCUUAGGAAACUGGCUAACUUGAGAAAAACUGUUCACACUUCUCGGGAAGAAGUUGAGAAUCUCAAGAAAGAGAACCAAAGGUUUAAAGACAAGGAUGCAAUAUCCUCAAAUGAAAUAAAGAAGCUAAAUGAAGAGGUAACGAAGUUAAAAGAGAAAAUCCAGAAAGCCAAGUCAGUGUCCGAGGAGCACGAGAAAAGGGCACAGACUGCUGAAGCACAUGUUGCAUCCCUUCAAAAGCAGUCAGAAGAACUUCUUCUAGAGUAUGACCGUUUACUGGAGGACAACCAAAUCCUUCAGGCACAGGCUCUAUCAUUCAAAAGUUAAGUGUCCUGUGACUGCAUUUUGGAGCAUUUGUCCUGAGGUGGCCAUAGAAGUAACUUUCCUGCCUCUGCAUGGUGGCCGCAAACUUGAGCUGCAAUGUUUAGAAUUUUGAUUGGUGCCCUCCUGUCAUCAGUUUGCUUCCUGUUCUUCGAUGCAGUUAGUGAAAAAUGUAUCAGUUUAUCUGUUUGAUCUGAACUAUAAUGUAGAGCUACAUUUACUUCCAUUGAUUUGGUAUCACCCCUGGUGAAAGCUAUUACUGUCUUUCAUAUUA
Messenger RNA from Zingiber officinale, 1369 nucleotides. Its product is annotated as B-cell receptor-associated protein 31-like. Gene Ontology annotation, biological process: endoplasmic reticulum to Golgi vesicle-mediated transport; intracellular protein transport. NCBI's taxonomy places the organism in Eukaryota, Viridiplantae, Streptophyta, Magnoliopsida, Zingiberales, Zingiberaceae. The transcript is spliced from 3 exons. The coding region runs from base 445 to 1101 and encodes 218 amino acids. Gene Ontology annotation, cellular component: endoplasmic reticulum; endoplasmic reticulum membrane. The record is from RefSeq and is a predicted model, not a curated record.